AUGCAAUUUUUUGUUUUCGCUUUGCUGUAUCAUUCCCUCUCACGUUCUCUCUCCCUCUCUGUCUCUCUCUCUCUCUCUCUCUGUCUCUCUCUCUCUCUCUCUGUCUCUGUCUGUCUCUCUCUCUCUAUCUUCAUCUCUCUCAUUCUCUCUUUCCGCUCUCUUCCUCUUCUCUCUCUCUCUCUCUCUCUCUCUCUCUCUUCUUUUGUUUUCGUUUCUCUUUCUCUCUCACACACUCUUAAUUGCUUCUUCUUCUUCUUCUUCUUCUUCUUCUUCCUCUCUUUCUCUCUCUCUCUCUCUGUAUUAUUUUCUCAUUAUCUCUAUCUAUCUCUUACUUCCCUCUCUCAAUAUCUUCCUUUUCUAUCCCUUUAUUUUUAUCUACUUCUCUCUUUUCUCUUCUUGUACCUUCAUCUAUCUCACUCUUUCUCCCUUGCCAUUUUCAUCCUCUCUCUCUCUCUAUCUUUCUAUCUAGCUAUCUAUCUAUCUCUAUUUCCCUUUUCUUUCCUAUCUCCUUUUUUUAAUCUAUCGAGAGCUUUUUUUUAUGUAUGCAUGUAUAUUUUUCAUUUGUCUGGUACGCAUUUAUGCCACUUUUCACUUAAAUGUUCAUUGCCACAAUAUUUCUAUGGUAAAAUCUCUCCGUACAUUCUUUUAUUUUCAUAUUCUCAUCUUCUGCCUCUCUUUCCCUCACUCUCUAUUCCCCCCCCUCUCUCUCUCUCUCUCUCUCUCUCUCUCUCUCUCUCUCUCUCUAUCUAUCUAUCUAUCUCUCUCUCUCUCAUGAUUAACUAUAUAUUUAUUUUCUGUUUCUUUGUCUUUCUCUAUUUUUCUUUCUCUAUUUCUUUUUCAUUUCUUCUUUCUCUUUUUUUCUUCUUCCGUUUUUCUUUCUCUUUUCUCUCUCUUUCUCCCUCCUGUCUACUUUUUAUCAUUUUCUUUUCUUUCUUUUUCUGCCUUUAUCUUUUUUCUCUUCCUUUGUCUUUUUUUCUUUCUCAUUUUCUCUCUCUCUCUCUCUCUCUCUCUCUCUCUCUCUUCUUUCUCACUCUCUUUUCUUUCUAUAUUUCUCUAAUUAUUUUCUCUCUGUAUCUCUGUAUCUCUCUCUCUCUCUCUCUUCUCUCGCUACUUCAUUGGCCUUCUUUUCUCUUUCUGUCCUUUUUCAAUGUUUUGCCAUCUUCUAGGCGUUUUCUUCUUCGUCGCCGCAAGGUAAGUUACAUUUAA
Molecule: messenger RNA, 1206 nt
Organism: Acanthosepion pharaonis
Lineage: Eukaryota; Metazoa; Mollusca; Cephalopoda; Sepiida; Sepiidae
Source: the annotation of a GenBank genome assembly